Cladocopium goreaui is the source of this 858-nucleotide messenger RNA. NCBI's taxonomy places the organism in Eukaryota, Dinophyceae, Suessiales, Symbiodiniaceae. The record is from the annotation of a GenBank genome assembly.
AUGCAAGUUAUCACACUAUUGUUUAUGGCCAACGGGGUCAUGAACGCUGAUCUGGAUCUAGUCGAAUACUUCGCUGGCCAAAUGGCUGUCACGCGAUGCUGGUCUCGCUGUGGAUUUCGCGCAUGCCCAUUUGAGAUCAACUUGUGUGAAAACGAGAUGAUGGACAUCUUAAGCCCUGUUGGGUUUUGCGUGGCCAUGGUGAUGGCACUACGUUGUCGGCCAAAUGGAUUUGCAAUGAUCGCAACAGUCUGCUCGAGCUGGGUGUUCUUAAGCAGAUCCAAGACGCAACGCUCGUUCUGGAAUCCUUUGGGCAACCGAGAAGUCAAAAGUGUAGAGGAUGCAAACGUGAUGGUAUCACGUAUGACAUUAAUCCUGUUCAUACUCCAGUGCAAGAACGUGUUCUACCUGUAUGAACAACCGGGUUCCAGCCUUCUGUGGUACCACCCCAGAAUGGACAAAUUUAUUUCUACCAUCAAUGCCUUUAGGGCAUGGACAUGGAUGGGUGCCUUCGGAGCUGAAAGCCCCAAAGGAACAACACUAUGGUCAUCACGGCCGGCAGUGCAAAAGCUGUGCCGCGUGUUACCCCAGAAAAAUUGGUCCCAAGUUGAGAUGACCAAGAAAAAGAUACUUGAGAAUGGAAAAUGCUCAGUAUCCGGUGGGAAAGAUUUAAAGAAAAGCCAAGCAUAUACAGAUGAGUUUGGAUUUAGCACUUUGAGUGUAUGGCUUGGCGAGGAUGAAGUGCCAUUGCCUGAUGUGGGAAACAUUGUAAUUCCCAAUCUGUGGGAACCCAUCACCAAACAAAACCGGUGGGAAGAUGCCCGCUUGACUGAAGUCAUGCAGUACUUGGCCUUGAACUAG